Messenger RNA from Dioscorea cayenensis subsp. rotundata (Guinea yam), 725 nucleotides. RefSeq names its product histone H2B.3. The record is from RefSeq and is a predicted model, not a curated record. Bases 43 to 492 code for a protein of 149 amino acids. Gene Ontology annotation, molecular function: DNA binding; structural constituent of chromatin; protein heterodimerization activity. Gene Ontology annotation, biological process: nucleosome assembly. Gene Ontology annotation, cellular component: nucleosome. Lineage: Eukaryota; Viridiplantae; Streptophyta; Magnoliopsida; Dioscoreales; Dioscoreaceae. The transcript has a single exon.
ACAACUUGAAAGCGCUUCAUUCUCAAUUCAUUCACGAUAACAAUGGCGCCGAAACCCGCAGAGAAGAAGCCCGCCGAGAAGAAGCCUUCAGAGGAGAAGGAGAAGAAGACCGUGGCCGAGAAAGCUCCUGCCGAGAAGAAACCCAAGGCCGAGAAGCGCCUCCCGUCGAAGGACGCCUCCUCUGGUGACAAGAAGAAGAAGAAGGCCAAGAAGGGGAUUGAAACCUACAAGAUCUACAUCUUCAAGGUCCUCAAGCAAGUCCAUCCUGACAUUGGGAUCUCUAGCAAAGCCAUGGGGAUCAUGAACUCCUUCAUCAAUGAUAUCUUUGAGAAGCUCGCUCAGGAGGCUGCUCGUCUUGCUCGCUAUAACAAGAAGCCUACCAUUACGUCUCGGGAGAUCCAGACUUCGGUGCGUCUUGUUCUUCCUGGUGAGCUUGCGAAGCAUGCGGUUUCUGAAGGGACUAAGGCGGUGACGAAGUUUACUAGCUCUUGAAUUAUCCGAUUUCUCUAGUGUUUUGUUUCGUUGGUGUUGCCCUUUUUAUCUUGUGUAAUAUAACUAAGCUUUGGGUUGAAAGAUGAUGUCUUUUUGCUUAAAAGUGUCUCCUUUUCGUUAUUGUUUUAUUUACGUGAGUUGGUGAAUGGUUGGUUAUUGUUGGUUUUGGGUUACCAUUCUUAUCUGGUUUGUGGGUAGUUUAUAAAAUGGUAUCACAUGGAUUAAUGUGAGGA